AUGUUGAGGGCGAGAUCGACCAGGGAACCGCAGCUGUCGCGCCGCGGCGGCCCGGCCGAACCAACGAGUGCACUGCGCAGGGCUAGAGCGGCACCAGCUCACGUGGGGCGCAGCCGCUGCCGGGCACUGGCCAUGCUGCGGCUGGGGCCGCUCACCGUCGCUUGCUGCUUGCGGAGCUUCUCCCGGCCCUGGCCGCCCCGUCCGCCGCACCCGCUCGGUGACUGCGGUCUCUUGGCCCGGCGGCUGCGGGGAGCGCUUGGGGGCUCCGCCGGCGGUGGGCGGAGCCUGGUUCUGAAGACCCCCAAGGGCACCCGCGACCAUCACCCCGCUCACGUGGUGCUCCGUGACCGGCUUCUCGCCACCGUGAUCGCCUGUUUCAAGCGGCACGGGGCGGCCCCGCUCGACACCCCCGUGCUGGAGCUACGGGACACCCUGGUUGGGCAGUACGGGGAGGGAGCAAAGCUCAUCUAUGAGCUGCAGGACCAGGGAGGGGAGCUGCUGGCCCUGCGCUACGACCUCACUGUGCCCUUCGCUCGCUACCUGGCCAUGAACAAGGUCAGCACCAUGAAGCGCUACCAGGUGGCCAAGGUCUACAGGAGGGACAACCCUGCCACCACCCGGGGCCGCUACAGGGAGUUCUACCAGUGCGACUUUGACAUUGCUGGAAAUUUCGACCCAAUGAUUCCUGAUGCUGAGUGCCUGAAGGUCAUGCACGAGAUCCUGAGUGACCUGCAGCUUGGGGACUUCAUCAUCAAGGUCAACCACAGGCUGGUUCUGAAUGGUGUUUUCGCUGUCUGUGGCAUCCCAGAGAGCAAAUUCAUCACCAUGUGCUCCACCGUGGACAAGCUGGACAAGAUGUCGUGGGAGGAGGUGAGGAGCGAGAUGGUGGCAGAGAAGGGGCUGUGCCCCGAGGCCGCGCAGCGCAUUGGGGACUACGUCCGGCUGCAGGGUGGCCUGGAGCUGGUGGAGCAGCUCCUGCAGGACCCAAAGCUGUCCCAGAACAAGCUGGCCAGGGAGGGGCUGGGGGACAUGAAGCUGCUGUUCGAGUACCUGACCCUGUUUGGCAUCACUGGCAAGAUCUGCUUCGACCUGAGCCUGGCCCGGGGCCUGGACUAUUACACAGGGGUGAUCUACGAGGCUGUGCUGCUGCAGCAGGAGGGGCAGGCUGGGGAGGAGCCCCUGGGCGUGGGCAGCGUGGCCGGCGGCGGGCGCUACGAUGGCCUGGUUGGGAUGUUUGACCCCAAGGGCCGCAGGGUGCCCUGCGUGGGGGUCAGCAUCGGCGUCGAGAGGAUCUUCUCCAUCCUGGAGCAGAGGCUCAAGGCUUCUGGUGAGAAGAUUCGGACGACUGAGACCCAAGUGCUGGUGGCUACGCCCCACAGACACCUGCUGGCUGCCAGGCUGCAGCUCAUCUCCCAGCUCUGGGAGGCAGGCAUCAAGGCUGAGAUGCUGUACAGGAAGGAUCCCAAGUUGCUGAAGCAGCUGCAGUACUGUGAGGACACAGGCAUCCCCCUGGCUGCCAUCAUAGGAGAGCAGGAGCUGGCAGGGGGAGUUGUCAAGCUGAGAGAUGUCACCAGCAGGCAGGAGGUUGACAUCCCAAGAGCAGAGCUUGUUGGUGAGAUCAGGAGAAGGCUGGAGCCCUAG
Messenger RNA from Indicator indicator, 1641 nucleotides. RefSeq names its product histidine--tRNA ligase, cytoplasmic-like. Gene Ontology annotation, biological process: mitochondrial translation; histidyl-tRNA aminoacylation. The record is from RefSeq and is a predicted model, not a curated record. Bases 1 to 1641 code for a protein of 546 amino acids. The transcript has 13 exons. Gene Ontology annotation, molecular function: histidine-tRNA ligase activity; identical protein binding; ATP binding. Gene Ontology annotation, cellular component: cytoplasm; mitochondrion. Lineage: Eukaryota; Metazoa; Chordata; Aves; Piciformes; Indicatoridae.